AUGAGUAAUACUAUAGACGAAACCGCCUUCGUUGAGGCACCAUCUAACCAAAGUUCAUUGUGCUUUGCUGAUGAAAAACAACAGGCUCGCUUUGAGCUGGGUGUAUCGAUGAUUAUAUACAGUUGGGAUGCUUUGGAUAUCGCUGUAGCCAAUCAAUGGGGUGGUGUUGACUCUGCAGAAAAAAGAGAUUGGAUUACAGGUAUUAUAGUUGAUUUGUUCAAGCAAAAUAAGAUCGUUGAUAUUGUAUUGGUCGAGGAAACUUUAUUAUUUGCCAUGGUUGAUGAAUUUGAAACUAAUGUUGAAGAUGAUACCGGUUUAGUGAUUGCUGCAGAAAUUCUAAAAUUAUAUCAAGAGUGUGAGGCGUUAGAUUACACAAGAGUGGAAGCGUUAUAUCUAAAAUGGCUAGAGAGAGAAAAGAACGGUACUGAAAAUCAAAGAAUCGUUCAUGUUCAUGGCGAUGCUGACUCUAGUAGUGAAAACGAGGAUGGUUCCGAAGAGGAGAAUGACAUUCCUAUUUUAGAUGCAGGAGACAGUUUUCCAAAGACUGUGCCUGAACCGAUUGUUGAUGAUGAUGGAUUUGAACUUGUCCAAAAAAAGGGUAAAAAAGAUACUGAACGUUUCCAACUAAAACUAUGUAUGAAAUUUAUAAGAAUCCAAACCUGUAUAAUAAAAAAUGAAGUGCAUUACUAA
This is a messenger RNA of Kazachstania africana CBS 2517, 690 nucleotides long. It is a transcript of the gene TSR2, whose product is annotated as Tsr2p. Lineage: Eukaryota; Fungi; Ascomycota; Saccharomycetes; Saccharomycetales; Saccharomycetaceae. The transcript has a single exon. The coding region runs from base 1 to 690 and encodes 229 amino acids. The record is from RefSeq and is a predicted model, not a curated record. Gene Ontology annotation, cellular component: nucleus. Gene Ontology annotation, biological process: maturation of SSU-rRNA from tricistronic rRNA transcript (SSU-rRNA, 5.8S rRNA, LSU-rRNA).